AUGUCUGGCGACACGAUCCCCAACACAGAGCUGCAACUCAGAGAAAAUAUCCAUGUCUUGCAGGGAUUACAGCCUGAAAUGCAAGACUUGAAGAACACAGUUGCAGAGUACAUCGAAAACGUCCAAAAUGCGAUUUUAAAGCGCAGAGCAGAUUACCAAAGAACUCUAUCACAUUUGAAAUCCACCGAGACUAAACUGAAAUCUGAAAUCAAAAUGAACAAGAGUUUACGAGAUCAACUAAUCCAAGACUUAUCGAACGAAAUGAGAAGAAGAGAUGAAUUGUCAGUCAAGUACGAAGAAAUGAGGGUUCAGCAAGAAAAUCUAGAACUGCAAGAGUUGCAGUACUCGAAACAAUUGGCUGAUGUUGAAAACAAAAUAGCAGUCAAGCUGCGAGAGGUUAAUGAACAAAGGAAUAAAGCGAAAAAUCAAACUACAUUGGUCAAUGAUAAGCUGUUCCAAUUUGAGCAACUGCUUGGACUUUCGAUAGAGAACUGUCUAACAGAAAAUACAAACAGUGGGGAUGAAGGUGAGGACGCAAAUACUGAGACGGAACAGAUUAAGUUCACAUUCAGAAAUGUUGAUCCUAAUGACUUCUCCAGGGAAGUUUUUUUUGUUUUCGAUCCUCUGAAGGCUGAAAUUGUCUUCUCCAACCCUGAACUUCAACCAGAAGUUUUGAAGAAGGGCACGCAGAUAUUCACAGAAACUAAAGAAAUAGGAUUCAUGUGGAAGUUUAUGAGAUUCUCUCUUCAAGAAAAGCUUGUUUCGGGAUAG
Messenger RNA from Pichia kudriavzevii, 771 nucleotides. RefSeq lists its product as uncharacterized. The transcript has a single exon. The coding region runs from base 1 to 771 and encodes 256 amino acids. The record is from RefSeq and is a predicted model, not a curated record. NCBI's taxonomy places the organism in Eukaryota, Fungi, Ascomycota, Pichiomycetes, Pichiales, Pichiaceae. Gene Ontology annotation, biological process: chromosome segregation. Gene Ontology annotation, cellular component: Ndc80 complex.